Nanorana parkeri is the source of this 1640-nucleotide messenger RNA. It is a transcript of the gene GDAP2, whose product is annotated as ganglioside induced differentiation associated protein 2. NCBI's taxonomy places the organism in Eukaryota, Metazoa, Chordata, Amphibia, Anura, Dicroglossidae. The transcript has 14 exons. The record is from RefSeq and is a predicted model, not a curated record. The coding region runs from base 80 to 1576 and encodes 498 amino acids.
AUAGAGAGACGGCGGCAUGAGGAGGAGAGCGGAGGUAUUGCAGAGGUGACUCCAUGCAGGCCCCGGUCUCUGCCAACCCAUGGAUCCUCUGGGUGCCCGCUCCUGUUUCGUAGAUGUGGACGCCUUGACGUCCUGGGCGCACCAGCCGGAUGGGAUCGAUGUUCCCGAUUCCUCUUUGUGCCACGAGGACACCGCAGACGGCGUUGUCCGAUCACCGUUCACCCUCCGAGAGGACCUCAAUCACAAGGUGAUAUUAUGGAAGGGCGACGUGGCCUUGCUGAACUGCACAGCCGUGGUAAACACCAGCAACGAGACCCUCACCGACAAGAACCCGGUGUCUGAUAGCAUCUUCCGCUACGCCGGCCCGGAGCUGCAGGAGGAGAUGCGAAAGCUGAAAGGUUGCAGGACGGGCGAGGCUAAGCUCACAAAGGGUUUUAAUUUGGCUGCCCGUUACAUCGUCCACACCGUGGGUCCUAAAUACAAGAACAAGUACCGUACGGCGGCGGAGAGCUCUCUGCACAGCUGUUACCGGAACGUCCUCCAGCUGGCAAAGGAGCAGUCCAUGUCCUCUGUGGGGUUCUGUGUGGUCAGCACUCAGAGGAGAUGUUACCCGCUGGAAGAUGCCACUCAUAUCGCCCUGCGUACAGUACGAAGGUUCCUGGAGUCGCAUGGAUCCGCUCUAGAGAGAGUGGUGUUUGCAAUCACGGAGCAGGAAGAGGCCACUUACCUGCGGCUUCUGCCCCUGUACUUUCCCCGCUCGCUGUGGGAGGAGCAGAGCUCGCUGCCACUCCUACCACCAGACAUCGGCAAUGCUGAUGGCGAGCCCAUCGUGCCAGAGCGACAGAUUCGAAUUAGCGAGAAACCCGGUGCACAUGACGAAGAUGACACAGAUGAAGACGAGGGGCUGGAUCAUGACUUGUCCCUCAUUGGCUCACACGCCUUUGCACGCAUGGAAGGGGACAUAGACAAAGAGCGCCGGCUUGCACUCCAGGGGCAGCAGUCAGGGGCCACCCUGCAGAAGCAGCAUCAGAGGAAUUAUAACCGCUGGCUGUCUCGGGCGAGGACUGAGGACCUGUCUGACAUCGCUGCACUCAAAGCUUUAUACCAGUCUGGAGUGGAUAACUGCGGUCGGACGGUCAUUGUGGUGGUGGGAAGGAAUAUUCCGGUCUUAUUAAUAGACAUGGAGAAGGCUCUCCUGUAUUUCAUCCAUAUGAUGGAUCACGUGGCGGCCAAGGAUUACAUCCUGGUGUAUUUCCACACUCUGACCGGAGAACACAACCACCUGGAGUCCGACUUCCUCAAGAACGUCUACGAUGUGGUAGAUGCCAAGUACAAAAAGAAUUUGAAGGCUCUGUACUUUGUCCAUCCAACAUUUCGCUCCAAGGUCUCCACCUGGUUCUUCACCACCUUCACCGUGUCCGGACUGAAGGACCGAGUCCACCAAGUGGAAAGCCUGCACCAGCUCUUUACCGCCAUCCCGCCUGACCAGAUUGAAAUUCCGCCAUUCGUCCUGAACUACGACGCUCGGGAAAAUGGACCUUUCUUACCAUCACACUCUUCCUUCUCAGGCCUUUAAGCCCUUGGCCCCCCUCUCUCCUCCAUCUACUGGCCCCUGUGGACGGCCCUCUUUUGGAGGAUCC